Molecule: messenger RNA, 4060 nt
Organism: Helianthus annuus (common sunflower)
Lineage: Eukaryota; Viridiplantae; Streptophyta; Magnoliopsida; Asterales; Asteraceae
Product: phospholipid-transporting ATPase 3
Exons: 27
Coding region: 287-3955 (1222 amino acids)
Biological process (GO): phospholipid translocation
Cellular component (GO): plasma membrane
Molecular function (GO): ATP hydrolysis activity; magnesium ion binding; ATPase-coupled intramembrane lipid carrier activity
Source: RefSeq, a predicted model, not a curated record
GCGCGUGGCGAAUGUGAAUAAUCAAGUUCAAAAUCAUCUGUUUCUCACGCGCUGCUCGCAUUUUCCUUUUUCCGUUACAAGCCACAACAACAAAGACGACGUCGUAACACAAAUCGUAUUCAAAACCAUUGCAAAAAGUUCGUUAUCGUUACGAUUCUACACGAAUUGAACGACAUUUGUUGAAUGAUUUCGAUGAUUUCCGAAACCAGAGCGAGAAAUCAUCUCGUUCGUAAGGUUUUCACACGAAUUUUUGGUUGAUUCAACCGUUUUUGAUCGGAAAAUCGCGAUGUCGGAACGGAAAACGACGUCUAGGUCAAGAAGUAGCGGCGGAGGUGUCUCCGGUGGCUCGCAUGCGAUUCUGGAUAGUGUUUCGUCAUCAGGUUCCAUUCAACUCGGUCGUGUUCAGCCGCAGGCGCCGUGUCAUCGCACGGUUUUCUGUAACGAUUAUGAAUCGAACUAUCUAGCCAAAUAUCUGGGAAAUUCAGUAUCAACAACGAAGUACAACCUUUUUACUUUUUUGCCGAAGGGGCUUUAUGAACAGUUCAGGCGGGUGGCUAACCUGUACUUUCUCACCAUCUCAUGCUUAUCAUUUACACCUGUCAGUCCUGUUAGUCCAAUCACAAAUGUAGUCCCAUUAAGUAUUGUGCUUUUCGUCUCUCUUGUCAAGGAGGCGUUCGAAGAUUGGAAACGCCUUCAAAAUGAUAUGACGAUAAAUAAUUCUCCUGUUGACUUGCUGCGAAACCAAAGGUGGGAAUCUGUACCCUGGAAGUCAGUUCAGGUUGGGGAUAUUAUUAGAGUGAAGCAAGACGCCUUCUUUCCAGCAGAUCUAGUAUUCCUUGCAACUACAAAUCCGGAUGGUGUAUGCUAUACUGAGACUGCAAACCUGGAUGGUGAAACAAAUCUUAAAAUCAGGAAAGCUUUGGAGAAGACAUGGGACUAUAUAACCCCUGAGAGAGCCUCAGAAUUUAAAGGAGAAAUACAGUGUGAACAACCAAAUAAUUCACUUUAUACCUUCACUGGGAAUUUGAUAACUCAAAACCAAACUUUACCCCUUGGUCCAAAUCAAAUUCUGUUGCGAGGAUGCAAUCUCCGUAAUACAGAGUAUAUCGUUGGGGCUGUAGUAUUUACCGGACAUGAGACUAAGGUAAUGAUGAAUGCCAUGAAUGUCCCUUCAAAAAGGAGCACACUUGAGAAGAAACUUGACAAAGUAAUAGCUACUCUUUUUGGUGUUCUUCUUACCUUGUGUCUCAUUGGGGCUAUAGGCAGUGCCUUAUUUGUGAAUGAGAGGUAUUACUACUUACAGCUUGGGAAUAAUGUGGAAUCUGAACAGUUUAAUCCCGGAAACAGACCUUUGGUCUUUGUUCUAAGCAUCUUCACCCUGAUUACUCUGUAUUCACCAAUUAUUCCAAUUUCUCUUUAUGUUUCUAUUGAGAUGAUCAAGUUUAUACAGUCAACUAAAUUUAUUAACAAUGACUUGCGUAUGUACCAUUCUGAAACUAACACCCCUGCAUUGGCACGAACAUCGAAUCUAAAUGAAGAACUUGGGCAGGUGGAGUACAUAUUUUCUGAUAAAACGGGCACUUUAACUAGAAACUUAAUGGAGUUUUUUAAAUGUUCUAUUGGUGGAGAGACAUAUGGGACUGGUGUUACUGAAAUAGAAGUGGGAGUAGCAAACAUCGAGGAGGUACAGAAACCAUCAACCAAAGCAUAUGAUAAGGGGUUCAAUUUUGAUGAUGCUAGGCUUAUGUCUGGUGCUUGGAGGAAUGAACCUAAUCCUGAUAUGUGCAAGGAAUUUUUCAGAUGCCUUGCUAUAUGCCAUACUGUACUCCCUGAAGGUGAUGAGACGCCAGAUAAGAUUAGAUAUCAAGCUGCAUCGCCUGAUGAGGCUGCUUUAGUUGUCGCUGCAAAGAACUUUGGAUUCUUUUUCUAUAGGCGUACACCUACGAUGGUAUAUGUUCGUGAAUCACAUGCUGAGAAAAUGGGGAAAGUUCAAGAUGUUACAUAUGAAAUCCUUAAUGUCCUUGAGUUUAACAGUACUAGAAAACGGCAGUCUGUUGUAUGUCGAUACAAAGAUGGAAGGCUUGUAUUGUACUGCAAAGGGGCCGAUUCUGUAGUUUAUGAAAGAUUGGGUAGUGGGAAUGAUGAAAUAAAGAAAAUUACUAGAGUGCAUAUGGAACAAUAUGGAGAAGCAGGAUUGCGAACUCUUUGUUUGGCUUAUAAAGAUUUAAGCCCUGACAUGUAUGAAAGUUGGAAUGAGAAAUUUAUGCAGGCAAAAUCUUGUUUACGAGACCGUGAGAAGAAGUUAGAUGAGGUGGCGGAACUGAUGGAGACAGAUCUAAAUUUGAUUGGAUGUACUGCUAUAGAAGAUAAGCUUCAAGAUGGGGUACCGGCCUGCAUUGAAACUCUUUUUAAAGCUGGAUUAAAGAUAUGGGUACUUACAGGGGACAAACUGGAAACAGCAAUAAAUAUAGCUUAUGCUUGCAAGUUGAUUAAUAAUGACAUGAAACAGUUUAUUAUAAGUUCAGAAACUGAUGAGAUCAGGGAAGUUGAAAACCGAGGUGACCAAGUGGAGAUAGCUCAAUUUAUAAAAGAGAAAGUUAAAACUGAGUUACAAAAGUACCAAAAAGAAGCACAAACUAUCCUUAGUGGCUCAUCGGGCCAAAAGUUGGCCUUUCUUAUAGACGGGAAAUGCUUGAUGUAUGCAUUAGACCCAAGUUUGAGGUCAAUGUUGCUUAGCUUUUGCUUGAAUUGUAGCGCGGUUGUUUGCUGUCGUGUUUCUCCUUUACAAAAGGCACAGGUGACAAGAUUGGUGAGAAAGGGGGCAAACAAGAUAACACUAAGUAUCGGGGACGGUGCAAAUGAUGUUGGAAUGAUUCAAGCAGCUAACAUUGGUGUUGGGAUAAGUGGUAUGGAAGGAAUGCAGGCUGUGAUGGCAAGUGAUUUUGCAAUUGCUCAGUUUCGGUUUUUAACGGAUUUACUCCUUGUGCAUGGAAGAUGGUCUUAUCUUAGAUUAUGCAAGGUUGUUUCCUACUUCUUUUACAAGAAUCUUACAUUCACGUUGACUCAGUUCUGGUAUACGUUCCAAACCGGUUACUCGGGUCAAAGAUUCUAUGAUGAUUGGUGUCAGUCUCUCUACAAUGUCAUUUUCACUGCCCUCCCGGUUGUCAUCGUUGGACUGCUUGACAAGGAUGUAAGUGUAGCGCUUUCAAAGAAAUACCCUCAAUUAUACAAAGAGGGAAUACACAAUACUUUCUUCAACUGGAAAGUUGUUGGUAUUUUGGCAUUGUUUUCACUUUAUCAAUCUAUAGUUGUGUACAAUUUCGCGGUUGCUUCUAGCACAUCAGGCUUGACCUCAACAGGAAAAAUGUUGGGCCACUGGGAUGUUAGCACAAUGGCAUUCACAUGUCUUGUGAUUACAGUCAAUCUGCGUCUUCUGAUGAUGUGUAGCACAGUUACAAGGUGGCACGUUAUUAGCAUUGGGGGCAGCGUGCUGUUAUGGUUCUUGUUCAUCUUUAUAUAUGCUAUCGUUUUUGUAAAUAAGGGAACGUUUUUCACCAUUUAUGUGCUAAUGAGCACCAUCUACUUCUAUCUGAUGGUCAUUCUUGUUCCCAUUUGUGCACUCGUAUGCGAUUUCAUAUACCAAGGGUUUCAGAGAUGGUUAUUCCCGAACGAUUAUCAGAUUGUUCAGGAAGUCCACAGGCAUGAAUCAGAUGCAGUUGGUGUAGGAUUGCUUGAUAUAGGCCACCAGUUGAGCCCAGAAGAUGAAAUAAGGUACGCGUUUGCUAUGCUCCCAAAAGAAAAUUCAAAGCACACGGGUUUUGCCUUCGACUCACCAGGAUACGAGUCGUUUUUCGCUUCACAACAAGGAGUGGUUGCACCCCAAAAGGCUUGGGAUGUUGUUAGAAGAGCUAGCAUGAAACCAAAAGACAAAAAACCUCAAAAUAGCCAACACUAGUAGCUAGCUCACACUCAAAAACAAAAAAAAAAUAUACUUGUAGUUUUAAAAAAUCAGUUUACAUUUUUGAGGAGUUUAAGGUUUAAUAUCAUUUUGAUUCAUUCA